Molecule: messenger RNA, 1769 nt
Organism: Anopheles maculipalpis
Lineage: Eukaryota; Metazoa; Arthropoda; Insecta; Diptera; Culicidae
Product: putative inorganic phosphate cotransporter
Exons: 5
Coding region: 81-1742 (553 amino acids)
Biological process (GO): monoatomic anion transport; transmembrane transport
Molecular function (GO): transmembrane transporter activity
Source: RefSeq, a predicted model, not a curated record
UGGAAGCGACUGUCGUAAUGUGUGUACGAGUUAGUUAGUGCCGAUCUUCCUUCCGGUGUAGCGAGUAGAAACGAGUGAAAAUGUUUAACUUUAGCCCAGCUGGAUCGUCGGGCGAGAAGGAACCUUUGCUGAGUGGCAAACAACUGUGGCCAGUGGUAGGGCAAGCAGAAGGUUCUACAUUGGAUGCUGCGUUUAAGGAUGUUCUGUUGACACAGGAGCCGGAAGGAGCGUAUCGUCACCCGUGCCUGGAAUGGCUAUCACGAGUCUUUAUCAUCCCGCAGCGGGUGAUAUUGGCGAUCAUGGGCUUUCUCGCGAUCAUGAAUGCGUACACGAUGCGCAUCUCGCUCUCGAUCGCUAUCACGGAGAUGGUAAACAAGACGGGCGGUGGUACGACCGAGGAUGAGGGUGGCGUUUGUCCGAUCGACGAAAGCGCGGAUCCGGACGAUUUUACUGGCGGUGAGUUCGAUUGGGAUGAGGAGCUGCAGGGCAUUAUCCUUUCCUCGUUCUACUGGGGCUACGUCAUCACGCACAUCCCCGGUGGUAUGUUGGCGGAAAAGUUUGGCGGCAAAUGGACGCUGAGUUUGGGCAUCUUAUCGACGGCCAUCUUUACGCUGAUUACACCGUGGGCGGUAGAGCUCGGUGGCUCGACGGCGCUGAUUGUGAUUCGUGUGUUGAUGGGAUUGGGAGAAGGCACGACAUUCCCUGCACUGAGUGCGCUGAUGGCGACCUGGAUUCCGGCCAAGGAGCGUAGUAAGCUGGGAUCGUUGGUGUUUGGCGGUGGACAGGUCGGUACGAUCCUGGGCAAUCUGCUGUCGGGCGUGUUGCUGCACAAUAUCGAUGGCUGGUCGUCGGUGUUUUACUUCUUUGGCGGUUUGGGAAUUUUAUGGUUUGUGAUCUUCACACUGCUCUGCUACAGCGAUCCAGAAUCACAUCCAUUCAUCAGCGAAAAGGAAAAGGCCUAUCUGAAGCAGGAGCUGGGAACGUUGGAACGCGAUCGUACGUUACCACCGACACCAUGGCGCUAUAUCCUCACGAGCGUCCCCAUGAUGGCGCUGGUUUGUGCUCAGAUUGGUCACGAUUGGGGCUUCUUCAUUAUGGUUACGGAUCUGCCCAAAUACAUGAGUGACGUGCUGCGGUUCUCCAUUAAGGACAAUGGUCUGUACUCCUCCUUGCCCUAUCUGGUCAUGUGGAUUGUUUCUUUGUCGACCGGAGUCCUAAGCGAUUGGCUCAUUACGUCUGGACGCAUGACAAUCACGUUCGGACGUAAGCUGUUCACUACCAUCGCAUCCGUCGGACCGGCCUGUUUCAUCGUGGGUGCCUCGUACGCCGGUUGCGAAAAGGCGGUGGUCGUCAUGCUGUUUACCUUCGCCAUGGGUCUCAUGGGUACGUUCUACCCCGGCAUGAAGGUGAACCCGCUCGAUCUGAGUCCGAACUAUGCCGGUACGCUGAUGGCCAUCACGAACGGUAUCGGUGCCAUUACCGGCAUCAUUGCACCGUACGUCGUCGGUGUGAUGACACCCAAUCACACCCUGGAUGAGUGGCGAAUUGUGUUCUGGAUCUCGUUUGCCGUCUUCAACGUCACCAACCUGGUGUAUGUCAUCUGGGCGUCCGGUGAGGUGCAGCCCUGGAACACGCCCCAUCUGAUGAACAAAUCGGUCGAGGCGGGCGAGUCGAACGGCGAAGACACCGAUCCGGCCAUGGCAAAGAAAAGCGUACUAUCUCAAGAUGCCAUAAAACAGUAAGCAGGAAUACUUCCUGAAUCCCUCAAG